Messenger RNA from Harpegnathos saltator (Jerdon's jumping ant), 766 nucleotides. RefSeq names its product ubiquitin conjugating enzyme 7 (gene Ubc7). The transcript is spliced from 4 exons. NCBI's taxonomy places the organism in Eukaryota, Metazoa, Arthropoda, Insecta, Hymenoptera, Formicidae. The record is from RefSeq and is a predicted model, not a curated record. Bases 105 to 608 code for a protein of 167 amino acids.
CUCCGCAAGAGGUCUCUAGUAUGGCUUCUGUAGACCCUUAACUUGACGUAUCGUGCUCAGUUGUUAAACGUGCACGCAGUACACUACGGUACACGAUUAAGACGAUGGCGGGUUCAGCGCUCAGACGGCUAAUGGCAGAGUAUAAACAGCUAACGUUAAAUCCACCAGAAGGCAUCAUUGCUGGUCCGAUCAACGAAGAAAAUUUUUUUGAAUGGGAGGCUCUUAUAACUGGUCCAGAAGGAACAUGCUUUGAAGGCGGAGUGUUUCCAGCAAAACUAAUAUUCCCACCAGAUUAUCCAUUGAGUCCACCAAAGAUGCAGUUCACUUGCGAGAUGUUUCAUCCUAAUAUUUAUGCAGAUGGAAGAGUCUGUAUAAGUAUAUUACAUGCACCCGGUGAUGACCCAAUGGGUUACGAAAGCAGUGCAGAAAGGUGGAGUCCAGUACAGAGUGUUGAGAAAAUACUGUUGAGUGUAGUAAGUAUGUUGGCUGAACCAAAUGAUGAAAGCGGCGCCAAUGUAGAUGCUGCUAAGAUGUGGAGGGAAGAUCACAGUGAAUUUGAGAAGAUUGCUCAGAAAUUGGUGAGAAAAACUCUGGGUAUUCCACCGUAGAUUACGCAAUGUCUGCUACAUCUACCUGUGAUGUUUAUUAAGGAAAAGAGUAAAGAGAAAGAUGAAUCUAAUUUCUAAGUCUCACUAUUGUUUAUUUUGCUCCUUGUAACUUUCAUGAGAAGAACAUUGUACAAAAUAAUAAAUUUAUUUGUGGAACA